AUGAGCGACCUGCAUGCGCUGCUGCCCGACUUUGCGGCCGGCCGCUAUGCAGCGCUGAUUGCGGGCCUGGAGACGCACCGGAUCGGCCUGAGCGAGGUGUUGACGCUGGAUGCCGCCGAGAUUGGUCGCCGCACGCGCCUGCCGUUGCUGGACCUGCAGCUGUUUGGGAAGGAAGUGAGGGAGCGGCUAGCAGGAGAGGGACAGCUUACGAGAGAGGGACGGCUGGCGGGAGAGGCCGGGCGACUGCCGCUCCUUCGCAUCAGCACGCUGGACGACGGUCUCGACGCGGCGCUCGGCGGCGGUUUCGUGCCCGGACAGCUGGCCGAGAUCGUCGGCGAGAGCGGCGCCGGCAAGACACAGCUGCUGCUGGCGCUGUUGCUGGCGGUGCAGCUGCCACCACCGCGGGGACUCGGCCGCAAGGCCCUCUACAUCGCGACGGAGGCGCCGCUGCCGACCGGGCGGCUGGCCCAGAUGGUGCGCACGAACCGAGUGUUGGCAGGCACAGUUACAGACGCCGACACGAAACCGUCUCCGGCCGCCUUUCUUGCCAACAUCGCCACCAUCAACACGCCCGACCUCGAGGCCCAGGAACACAUCCUGACCCACCAGCUGCCCGUCCAGCUUGACAAGGCGGCCGGCGCCUUUGGGCUCGUCGUCAUGGACUCGGUCGCGGCCAACUUCCGACCAUUCUUUGGCGGCAGCAGCAGCACCGGCAGCACCGGCGAGUCGUUGGCUGCCCGCAGCCUCGAGCUCGCCCGUCUUGGCAUGCUGCUGCGCUCGCUCGCCCAGAAGCACAACCUGGCCGUCGUGGUGGCCAACCAGGUGGCCGAUCGGUUCGACCGCGCCGAUCGGCCUUCGCUCUCGGCCAAGCGGCCACGCCCCGACGUCUGGCCGUCGCCCCAUCGGACCACUCUGCUCUCCCAGCCAACUGCACAGCCACAUCUACAGCCACAUUCACAGUCAUCUUCACAAUCACACCCACAAACACAACCACAUCUACUUCCACUUUCAUCACAUCCUCCUCCUACCCAGGCCUCGUCGCAGCUCCCCUCACAGCUUCCCUCUCAACCCUGCUCGCAGCUUCUCCCCCAGUCGUCGCCGCCGGUCCUCCAGCUCGACCACCAGCAGCUCUGGUUCACCGGCUGGGGAGACGACGCCCCGCCCGCCCGCCAUCGCGACAGCCCCCGGAGCAACAAGUCCCCUGCCCUCGGGCUCGUCUGGGCCACGCAGCUGGCCGUACGCGUGGCCCUCGUCAAGGCACCGCGGGCCGCUACCGCCGCCGACAGUAGCUGGGUCGACGACUGGCCAGACCCGCGUACCGGCGUCGUGGGCGCGCCCCGGCUGCGUCAAUCAUGGCGGCGCUGGCUCAAGGUCGUGUUUGCGCCGCACGCGGCGGCCACGACGUCGGCCCAAGGCAAAAAGGGCCAUCGACAUGAAUUUGAAAUCACCAUGGGUGGGCUGCAGACGACCGGUGGUGAUGCACGUGACAUCACGUGA
Molecule: messenger RNA, 1497 nt
Organism: Grosmannia clavigera kw1407
Lineage: Eukaryota; Fungi; Ascomycota; Sordariomycetes; Ophiostomatales; Ophiostomataceae
Product: DNA repair protein
Exons: 1
Coding region: 1-1497 (498 amino acids)
Biological process (GO): telomere maintenance via recombination; resolution of mitotic recombination intermediates; t-circle formation
Cellular component (GO): replication fork; Rad51C-XRCC3 complex
Molecular function (GO): four-way junction DNA binding; ATP binding; ATP hydrolysis activity
Source: RefSeq, a predicted model, not a curated record